Molecule: messenger RNA, 1441 nt
Organism: Cryptomeria japonica (Japanese cedar)
Lineage: Eukaryota; Viridiplantae; Streptophyta; Pinopsida; Cupressales; Cupressaceae
Product: ras-related protein RABA1g
Exons: 3
Coding region: 350-1003 (217 amino acids)
Cellular component (GO): endosome
Molecular function (GO): GTP binding; GTPase activity
Source: RefSeq, a predicted model, not a curated record
UGCCAGUUUUUGAAAUUCCUCUUGGGAUUUUUAUCGUUCACGGGAGCGGCGCCAAAUAAAGCUGAAGUGGACAAUUACUAUUUCUGAGCUCAUUAUGAACACCGAGAUUCUAUGCCUCCAAAAUCCUCAGAUAUAAUAUUAAUUUUCCUUAAAAAUUCCUUUUUUACUUCUUUGGGCUUCUUCCCUAUCUUUAGAACACUUUCCAAGCUUCAAUGGUACUCUAAAUUAGUCAUUCCAAGGUGGGUUUUAUUUUAACAGCCUGGAAUACGUUCUUUACGUGUGUUGCUUUGGGUGUGAAUUUGCGAGCUUUUUGGUUCAACAUUGUAGCUGAUCCGAAGGGAAAAGAACAAUGGCUUACAGGGUUGAUGAAGACUAUGAUUAUCUGUUCAAGGUGGUGAUGAUAGGGGAUUCUGGAGUAGGAAAAUCUAAUCUGCUUUCAAGGUUCACAAGGAAUGAAUUCAGUCUGGAAUCUAAGUCAACCAUUGGAGUGGAAUUUGCCACUAGGAGUGUCACUGUUGAUGGGAAGCUGGUCAAGGCCCAGAUAUGGGAUACUGCAGGGCAAGAGAGGUAUCGAGCCAUUACAAGUGCUUACUACCGUGGAGCAGUAGGGGCCCUUAUUGUGUAUGACAUCACUCGAGAUAUGACCUUUCAAAAUGUUGAGAGAUGGCUCAAGGAGCUGAGAGAUCAUACUGAGCCUUCCAUUGUGGUGAUGAUUGUUGGAAAUAAGUUGGAUAUAGGGCACUUGAGAGCUGUAGCUUCAGAAGAUGCUGAAACAUUUGCAGAGAAGGAAGGUUUAUUCUUCAUGGAAACAUCAGCACUGGAUUCAACAAAUGUUGAGGAAGCUUUCACACGAAUUUUGAAUCAGAUUUACAGAGUUACAAGCAAGAAGACACUGGAAAUCAGUGAGGAGCAGACAAAUAUUCCUGGAAAGGGUCAAACAAUCCAUAUUAAUAGCAAGGAUGAAGUUACUGCAACUAAGAAAUCUGGUUGUUGUCAACUCUGAGAUCUUGGUUAUUUUUUGCUUAAGGCUACUUCUGUUUCCAAAUGCUGAUCUUUUGGGCAAGUUGUAGAGUAUUUAAACUUAACUGGCCUGGCUGGUCACUCUGCACAUUCAAGCUUCCUAUACCAAAUUCUUGCUGGCUUAAGGAGAUUUGUGCACAAUUCUUCAAGUCCGAACUUGUUUAUGAAACAAUGGCCAAGCAGAUUUUAAAAUUUCUCUGUUUUUUUGCUUCCGACUAUUGUGAUGCUCGAUAGACCUUUCAAUAGUUUUUUAAAUGUACACAAAUCUUGAGUAACUCAUGGGGCAAUGUUCCAGUAGAGUACAUAUGGACUACAACUUGUAAUCAGUCAGAGACUAGUUGAAAGAGGGUUGCCGUUUUAUCUUGGGCAGAAUAUGAAUUUUAUAUACUUUCAGAAUGAUAUUUUCUUUCUUUUAGAGACA